AUGUUGUUUAUUAUUUCAAUAAUCCUAUUAAUUUUAAAUUCAAUAAAUGGACUAAAUUAUCGUCCAGUGGUAUUAAUGCAUGGUGUAACAGCUAGUGCAUCUGAUAUGAAUGAAUUAGCUGGAUGGAUUCGUCAAUCAUUUGAAGGAAUUUAUGUUGUUGCAAUCGAAAUUGGAAAUGGUUUUGAAGAUUCAUUUUUAUUUCCAAUGAAUAAACAAGUUGAAUUAUUUUGUCAAAGUAUAUUAUCAGAUUCAAAAUUAAAACAAGGUUUUAAUAUGGUUGGAGUUUCUCAAGGAAGUUUAAUUGUUCGAGGUGCUGUUCAAAGAUGUUCAUUACCUGUUUAUAAUUUAAUAACAUUAGUUGGUAUUCAUCAAGGUGUUUUCGGUAUUCCAAGUUUACAAUUCCUUCCAGCACCAUUUCGUGAAUUAAUUUCAAAAUAUGCAUAUGAAGAACCUGUUCAAAAUGCUUUAAGUGUUGCUGGAUAUUGGCGUGAUCCUUAUCAUUUAGAUGAAUAUUAUAAAAAAUCUCAUUUUCUUCCUGAUAUUAAUAAUGAAGGUAAAACAAUAAAUGAAACAUAUCGUUCAAAUAUGUUAAAAUUAAAUUCAUUUGUAAUGACAUAUUCGGAUAAAGAUGAAGUUGUUUCACCAAGAAAAUCAAGUUGGUUUUUGGGUUAUAAACCAAAUUCACUUGAUGUUGAAAUAUGGAAUCAAUCAAGACAAUUUACAGAUGAUCUUAUUGGUUUAAGAACAUUAUCAGAACAAGGAAAAUUGUAUCAAUUUACAUGUCAUACAAAACAUCAAGAUGCUCAACAUACUCCUGAUAAAGAUUUUAUUUUUAAAAAUAUUUUACCAUUCUUUAAUAAUACAUUGUAA
Messenger RNA from Adineta steineri, 870 nucleotides. The record is from the annotation of a GenBank genome assembly. NCBI's taxonomy places the organism in Eukaryota, Metazoa, Rotifera, Eurotatoria, Adinetida, Adinetidae.